Molecule: messenger RNA, 1942 nt
Organism: Drosophila virilis
Lineage: Eukaryota; Metazoa; Arthropoda; Insecta; Diptera; Drosophilidae
Source: RefSeq, a predicted model, not a curated record
ACUUGAACUGAGCAAUAGCUAAUAACAAAGAAAUUCUGCGAAAUUUUCAGUGCUUAUUAGUUCAUGGUGGUAUAAUGAUAAAUGAGAUGUGUAUUGUAAUUUAUAAUUAAUAAUUUAUAAUAAAGAGCUUUAUUUAUAGUUAUAUAAUACCGGAAAUGCUGAUUUCAAGAGCUUGGUUAUGUUGUUUUUUGACGUUCAUCUACCUGAGGGAGGCUCAGGGACAAGAAGAUGACGAUGAUUACAAUAUGCUGGAGAGUCUUGUUAAUAAUGCAACAGAUAAUAUUAAUAGUUCGACGAAAUCAACUGAUUUAAAUGAAGAUGUUACGGAGAGACAAGAAGAAGAGGAUUUGCUUGACAUUUAUAUUUAUAAUAAUAGUGUAAUAGAUAAUAUAAAUAGUUCGACGGAUACCAAACCAACACAUAAUGAUAAUAAUAAUAUUACGAGUCAAUUACAAUUAUUUAAAGAUGCCUUGCAAGAGGAAAUCUUCAGCAUAACACACAAAUAUAUCAACAUUUCAGAUAGAAUUAAGGUCAAAACAGAAAUCGAAAAAACUUUUGAGCAAAUCGAAAGAAUUAUGUUGGCUCAAGAGAAAGCACAAUCAACUGAUAAUCCCUUAAAAAUCACAUGCGCAACAACAACAAUUGACCCAACAACACCUGCAACAACAACUACAACCACAACAACAACAACUCCAAGUCCAAUACGUAAAUGUGGUGAAAAUAUGACAAAUCGUUGCGUCAGGCGUUGGGAUUGUAAAACCCAAACAACGGUGGAAGAGAAAUAUAUCAUAAAUCUAAGAGAAGAAAACGAAUGUCAUUAUCUGGAAACCUGCUGUAGCGAUUCGAACAUUCGAAAUGUAACACUUCCGAGCCAUUCAGUCGACAAGGAUUCGCGUUGCGGCUUAACUAAUCCGAAAGGCGUUUACUUUACCAUCGUGGGCAACGUUCGGGAUGAGGCGAACUUUGGUGAAUAUCCCUGGAUAGUGGGCGUAUACACCAUUUUGAGUGAGUAUCGUGUUGGUGGCUCACUAAUUGCUCCACGAGUGGUGCUGAGCACCGCCAACAUUUUGAAUAAAAUCGAGGACUUUAAGGUCAGAGCUGGUGACUGGGAUAUGGCAACGGAGAAUGAGAUACUACCCUAUCAAGAGCGCUCGGCAAAGAUCAUACCCAAUACGAACUACUCUCUGCAGCCAUUCAGUAAUAAUAUCGCUCUGCUCAUAUUGAAUGCCACCUUUAGUCCUGCGGUACACGUCAGGCCCAUCUGUUUGCCCGAAGGCGGAAUCUUUGAUUACACGAAUUGCAUUGCCGCCGGCUGGAAUCGAUAUACACGAAAUGGACGUUCGAUUGUGACCACCAUGAGGUUAAGUGUGACCAAAUGCGCCGAUGGCACACACGACAGUUUCCUAUGCGUGACAGGUAACUCACAUAAUCUCGCAUUCUCCACCGGUUCGGCGCUGGUUUGUCCCAAAGUAAAUGAGAGUCCAAAUCGUUACUAUCAAAUUGGCUCCUGGAGCCAUGGAGACACACCCAAUCGUACCAUGUUUACUAAUGUCGAGAAAUUUUUAGACUGGAUUCAUAAUGAAAUUGAUCAAGUCAAUUAAAUGCUUCAAUUCCAAAUUCUUGAAUUUACUUUCUUAACUCAUAAAAAAAUUAUAUAUUAACAUAAUUUUAUUUAAGUGCAAACCAUUUUCAAAUAAAAAAAAAAAUUGAUCAAAUAUUCCAUUAAGAGAACAGUUAUAAAAAAUAACACACAUAAAAAAUAUUCCAAAAUUAGUAAAUAUUAAAUCGAUUUCUUUGAUCUAGCUUCUUUUCCUCUUGCUCUUGGCGUAGGAAUUAAAAAAAAAGAAUAAAUAGUUUGCAAAUUAUAUGAAUAAGAAGAAUAUACAAUAAACCAUAUACCAAAUAAAUACCCCAGAUGUAUAGAUAUGCCCGAGAUAAAAAA